Toxoplasma gondii ME49 is the source of this 1017-nucleotide messenger RNA. RefSeq lists its product as hypothetical. The coding region runs from base 226 to 714 and encodes 162 amino acids. The record is from RefSeq and is a predicted model, not a curated record. Lineage: Eukaryota; Apicomplexa; Conoidasida; Eucoccidiorida; Sarcocystidae. The transcript has a single exon.
UCAUGGUAUUUUUGUUGGCUGUCUGCCGGAAUUCUGUUAAAACAACUGCCGUUAUAUGUAUUGCUUCCCCAGACCGCAUGACCAAUCUAACUGGACCAUGCUGGAAACGCUUUUGUGUGAAAAGGGAGGAAAUCCCUGCUGUGACUGGUGUAGUAGAUGAAAGAAGGCAACAAAUUCGCCCUCUGUUCACAGGAAGCAAUUGAAACGCUCGAGACAGUAGCAUAGAUGUGUUUGGAAAUCAGUUCUUUCAUGGCUUGCCAGAAGAUGCCUUCGUUCAUGAUCAGAAACUGGGAGCAAUUACAACUGCGACAGUACCCCUUCUCUCCGAUCAACAGAGGAAUUAAUAAGAAACAGCGAGCGGGGGAGAUGGUCGAAUCCAUUUGCAGCAUUUCUGGCAUUUUGGGAGUGUUUCACUUCCAGUUUCAGCCAUGCAACGUUUCUGGAGAAACUGUCAGGGGAACCCAUGCCUUCCGAGGACUGUACCCGGCUUCGAAGGAGAGACGCUGCAUUACGCUCAAACGCUACACUGAAUUCACUUCUUUUAAUCAUCGCAGGCUGUCGCUGGAGGGUCAGGGCACUUCUCACAACACUUGCUUGUGUGUGCAGAUUGGAUUCUUAUCACGAACCUCCUUGCGUUGUAUGCGGGUUGACAGCAUGGAACGAUAUGUCGAUGUAGAUUCUUCAGCCACUUCCUCAACGACUUUUGUGCUGUGACACGGGCGUUUUGCCCUUCAUGAUGAAGUGAAUCGCCUGGGAAACUGUUGACCUCGAGUGUACACGAGACACCGACAGUUGCCCGUGUGAAAUAUCGGCGGCGUAUCGGCAGAGCCUACCGAGCAAUCAGCUACUGGAGGUUGUAUGCUCCUACAUGCUAAGCCUGUUACGCAAUAAUAGACUGCGCCUGAAGGAUUAGAACCUGUAUCUCGAUUCCUGAAAUUCAAGCUCAUUAGUCAGAUGGCCAGCACCACGCCGUACGUCGCUGAAAGCGGAAAUCUAGAGAUGAAAAAACCAAGGAUA